UGCCAAACAAAAGUUGAUCUGAUCAGAGUGCUUCUUAAAAUUAAAAUCAAAUUAUCAAAGAAUACCUUAAAAUACUCGAAUAAAAAUACUCAACUCGAAAUGAAUCUCCACGUCCUCCUGCUGAUGAUGAUCUUGGAGACCACCAUCCUCGCAUAUUCCACCUGGCCGACCUCAUCGUGGCUUGGCACAAAUAAUAAUUACCUUGACGUGAGAAAUUCGACCUUGUUUGUGCCUAGAUCCACCUUCUAUCCACCCACCCACAACGAGGAGAAUGAGGAGGACUAUGACUAUGGGGAGGAUCAAGAGGAUCAUCCGGCUAUCAAUGUGGCCACAUUCUUUCACAAACGGGUGCCACGUCACCCGGGCAACCAGGCGGUGUCGCGCCUCCAAUCUUCCUCCCGGAGACUCAGUUUCAACGUCAACGCCCCCUGGCAGCAGAGUGAUAACGAUAAUCACCUCAAUUGGCACAGUGCCGCCGACACGGAGGACGAUGGCUAUCAAUCGGAUCAGGCACAGCCGGGGGAGCUAACGGCCAGGAAACUGCAGCAAGUGGGAACCCAAGAAGGCGUCCUGGAGUACAGAAAAUAUCACACCAACCUCCAGGAACUCAAUCAAAUGGCAAGGGAACACCGGGCCUUUGUGCAGCGGGAGGGCAGGUGUCGUGUGCCCAAGCCUCAGGUGAUCUACAUGACCAAGGAGACCAAUACGGUCUAUUCCCCGCGUGCCACAAUCCUGCAUCAGUGCAGCGACACUGUGGGCUGUUGUGAUCCGGGAUUCACCUGCAAGAUGAAGCGAAACGAGACCGUGAACCUGGUGUUCUCCGUUCACGUCAACAACAAGUCAAUGGCCCGCAUUGUUCCAAUGCUAAACCACACCGAGUGCGGAUGUGUGAAGGUGGAGAUACGUCGCAAGCGGAGCACAGCCUGCAGGUGUCCCAAGCACUUCAUAGACUUUAGCUGGCCAUUGAUUCAAUCGGAGGAGGAGGAGAAGGAGCAGCAGGCGGAGCAGCGUUGCCGAUGCGACUGCCAUCUCAGCGAUGAUACCUGCAAGCGGUUGAAGAAUGGCGAGGAGGGAUUCUCCGUGAUGGAGCGACGACGCAUUCAAAGCGGAGACAGCAGUCCACCAUUUUGCAAUUAUGGCCCCUACGACAAGAGAAAUGGACGCUGUCCACGCCUGGUUAUCAAAAUCAAAAUCAAAAUCAGUAUAAGAAUCCGAAUCUGAGCUAUUAUCAGCCAGGACAUUUCCAAUCCAAGCGCCUGCAUGGCAAGAGCUAAACCCCAAACAUCCCCAACCCCAAACUGUGCAUAAACUAAAUACUACUUAUGCACUACCGCUACUUAUUACAAACUCUACUUACUACUACUGUUUAAAAAUUGCAUGCCAUUUAAAACAUCCAUAGCAGUGACGCUGAAUCUUCCAAUGAGGAAGAUCUUAGAGAAAACUUCAAUAAAAAAUACGUCUAGUGGAGCACCUUCCAAUAUGUUAAGUCGUUAGUAUUAAGAGCUAUAAUAUGGAUUGAUUGCCUUGCUCUAAUGACCCAUGGUCAUCCUGUGCAGACAAAAAUCUGUGCAGAGUAUUUAUAAUUAUAAAAAAACUAUUAAUUACACAGCAUUUACUAUUAAAAUCAACCCAGAAAUAAUUCAAGCCCCAUAUUUCGGUCAGAAGAAGAAGAAGUAUUGUCAACCAACAACAUUCGAGUGUACUUAAGUAAACGUCGAUUAAGUUUCAUCU
This is a messenger RNA of Drosophila serrata, 1731 nucleotides long. It is a transcript of the gene Pvf2, whose product is annotated as PDGF- and VEGF-related factor 2. Lineage: Eukaryota; Metazoa; Arthropoda; Insecta; Diptera; Drosophilidae. Gene Ontology annotation, biological process: hemocyte migration. The record is from RefSeq and is a predicted model, not a curated record.